UGCUUGGACGAGUUUAACCCGUCAUUGUACACUCCUUUCACUGCUGACGUGGAGGACCAGGGAGACCCGUUAAAUCCCGGCCCUUUUCUCGGACUCCGUCUCAGGAUUCCGUUUGCGACGAGGACACGACGACGAUGGAAUCGGCGCUGGCGAAGUCGUCGGGCCGCUCGAUUUCUUCUCAUCCUUCCUCCCCAGCCCGGAUGGCUUGCGGACGGAGAUGGACGUCGCCCUCGCCACUUCUGUCGCGCUCAUCCUCGGCUUCGUCGUCUUCGUUUUCCUCCUGCGGCGGUCUGGUGGCGCCGAGGAUGAGCCGCCUAAGCCAUUACCCGUGAAAUGUACAGCGAUACGGACGUGGACGACGACGGGAAGAAGAAGGCCGUCUUGUUCUUCGGCACGCAGACUGGCACCGACACCGUCCGAGGGGUUCGCUAAGGCGUUUGCUGAGGAGGGCAAGGCGCGUUAUGAGGAAGCAGCCUUUAAAGUCGUCGAUUUUGUAAGCUUACCUGUGCAAUGUUCUUAUAACAUAAGAGUUUUCUGAAUCAGAAAUUAAAUCUAGAUCAUUGGAUUAAGAUUGACAAAUCUGGAUCGUCGAUUUGAGAAGGCAUAAGUGCUCUUUGGAUGGCUCAAUCUCAACCAUUAAUUGACAUCCAAAUAAAGAGACAUUGUAUCUC
Messenger RNA from Zingiber officinale, 671 nucleotides. RefSeq names its product NADPH--cytochrome P450 reductase-like. Bases 218 to 538 code for a protein of 106 amino acids. The transcript has 2 exons. NCBI's taxonomy places the organism in Eukaryota, Viridiplantae, Streptophyta, Magnoliopsida, Zingiberales, Zingiberaceae. The record is from RefSeq and is a predicted model, not a curated record.